AUGACCCAACCAGGUGCAGGUGCUAGAGCAAAGAGAUUUAAAUGUAACUCUUUUUCCAGAACUGUCACUCUGAUAAAGACUAAUGAUGAGCACACUUCAUUCAGUGACAUGCGAAACCUUAAAACUAAAUCUGUUAUUGAGUUUUCAUCCAGUAUGACUCAAGACAAUGUGAGGGACAAAAUUCAAGAGACUUUUCCAUAUUUAGAAAAUAAGAGGUAAGUGAAUCUGGUCAUUACACUAAGAGUUACAUGGCUAAUGAAAAUGAAAAAAAAAGCUAUAGUACUUAACUGUAAAUAUUUUUCUUGUUGAGUCAUGUAUAACUCACAAAAUGAAUAGUUUCAGAAAUAUCCACCCCCCCCCCCCCCCAUUGGGGGGCAAGGGAAAUUCCAGGGGGGGGGGGGGUCCAAAAGAAGGAAUUUUCCAGGGGGGGGGGGGGGUGUUUACAGUACCUUUUUUUUAUUCUUUUUUUUUUGAGCAAGUUUUCUGUUUUUUUACUUUCGGGUAGUUGAUGGUUUCAAAGAAGAUGUUAUUUUUUAAAGAAAAUAAGACAAAAAAAAUGUGGAGAAAAAAAAAUAAAGACUUUUUUCAAAAUUAAAAAAAAAAGUGAGAAGAAAAAGUUUAUUAAACUAAAGAUUUAAAGUGUAAAAAAAAAAAAAAAAAAAAUUUUUUAUCAUUAAAGUAAAAAUUUUUUUUUUUUGGAGUAAUAUAAAUCACAAAAAUAAUAAAUUUAAGAAAAAACCCCCCCCCCCCCCCCAUUGGAGGGCAAUGGAAAUUCCAAGGGGAGGGGGAGUCCAAAAGGAGGCAGUUUCCAAGGGGGUGGGAGGUUGCUUACAGUACUCUUUUUUUACUGCUUCUCUAUUGAGCAAGCUUUCAGUUAUUUUACUAUCCGGUAGGUCAGUGUUUCAAAGCAAGUGUUAUUGUUUGCAUUGAUUAUCUUUUAUGUAUGAUAGGCCAAAUGCUUUUUUCAUAUGGCUUACAUGAUAGUUUUUUUUAAUUAUACAAUUGUCAUCAGCUCAUGAAAAUAUAAACUUCUGGUUAUCUAGCUGUUGCUUUAUUAUGCAGUGAUUCACAAUUUGGUCAUGUUCUAAGCCUUCGUGAAAAAUGUUCAAACUAAAAAUAAAGUAAUAUGAAAGUUUACGAGUUCUUUUGCAGAUGACAUUAUUUGUGUAGUCAGUAUAUAGUGUUUACAAGGUAUUGCUUCUAUGGCUAACUGUUAGCUAAGAACAUUUUGAAAUUAUUAGACACACAUAUUAACAUGAAUGAAAAGAGUUUUUCUCAUUUCAUUGUGGAAAAAAAUAUCUUUUGCAUAAUAAUAUAGUGCAACAACAUUUUUGGUGAAACACGAAUAUUCUUUCUAGGGGGUAACCAACCAAUGCAAGUUGAAAAACUAGGGAAAAUUCCAAGAGGUGGAGGGGGAGGGGGGGGGGGGUUAUGACAAGCACCCCAUGGAAUGGAAAAUCCAGGGGAUGGGGAUCCAAAGGGUAUGAAUAAUUGUUUUCUGGAACUACACAAACAUCUAUCUUAUUUCUGAUUCUUAUCUACAAAAAUUAAAAAAAAUUGUAUAAUUUUUUCUAAUUUUCAUGAGCUUGACUUAUGCCUUAUAUCCAUGUGUUUAGCCUUUUUUGCAAAGUUUUGCUGAAUUAAUGAGAGAUCAUCCACUUUUUAUUGCUGACGAUUUAAAAUUAUAUCCAGACUGAAUAUGAAAACACAUACUUGCCUCUUCUUUUUGCACCCCUACCUCCAUGUUUUACUUACCCCUCCCCCUUUCUUCCUUGUCUUGCUUAUCAUCCCUCGCUUUCAAAUGGACUCCCUUAAUUUGCAGUUAAUGGUGUACCUGUAGUAGGAAGGGCAGCUCUCUGAUUUCGUCAAGGAUGUUUGAAUUCAGUCUCAAACUGUUUGCCUGAGUGUUUUAUAAAAACUUCCUAAUCAAUAUUCAUUUGCAAUGUGAAGUUUUUCAAAUCAAAUUUUUUUCUCAUUAACAGACAAAUAAAAGCUUAAACAAACUAAAAACUGCAGCAACAACAAACUUCUUCCCCCAAUUUUUUAGGGCGUGACAACUGCAUGCCCACCUAUGUUCACGAGAUCAUGGACUCAGGGUACUUGGCCUAGGAUCACAAAGUGAACUAGGCCUUGGGGCUAGGUGCUGGGGAAAGGUGAAAAGGAGGCCACUUCAUGUAUCAUAGGUAGUCAAAUUGUUACCAAGUGACUGUUUGUUGGGAUUUGCUAUUACUCUCAAAAAUCUCUUAAACUUUUUUGACAGGGCUACUCACUGUAUAUUAAAUCAAUACUUACUAUGUCUUGUUGUAUAUUUCUUCUCAUAUGUCUAGCUUUUUGUGUGCAGUUUCAAAGAAAGUUAAUAAUGAGCGUAAGGAAUUUGACUUUGGUGGAUCUCAUAUCUGGGAUGGAAAGACAAUAAGGGAGAAGAUAAAUGGAAAUUCAAACCUCUAUAUUUUGGAAGAUCAAGUAAGGCUGUGAAAUUUCAUUGCUCUAACUUUUAAGUAAACCAUGAGUUGUAAGAAUAAACCAAUACUCAUACUUGGCUACAAGGGUUGGGGAAAUAAAAACGACAGAAGUGUAUCAUUCAUUGCUGAACCUCAAGAUUUAAUUCUUUUUGUGUUAUUACCCACAUGCCUCGUAGGCAAUAAUAAAAAGACAUUGGUCAAUGAGGUGACCAUAGAGAUGAGAGGAGGUGGAGCCCUGUGAUGCAGACUUGAUGGUCAUCUACAUGUCCAAUCAGUUUGUCCUCCAGUAAUUCAAACAUAAAAUAAAAUGGCCUGGAACCAGGCUCCGCAGUGGUGGAAUUAGGGGAACUACAGGGUGAAACGGCCAAAAAAAUGAGCGAGCAAAGCGAGUGAAGCAGUGAACUGGGACGGGGAAAGGGAGGUCACCCUUUUUUAAUACUUAUAAGUGGAGGUUUCAGGUGGCUUGAAGGGAUUUCCUCUGCUCUCUAGACUAACAAGCAUGGCAUCUAAUUCUUAUUGCACCCUCAAUGGUAUUUUCUACACUUGACCCCUUACUGAAAUCUUCACCUUGAGCAAUGUGUUUAUGUUUUUGAACAAAAGGACUGUUGUUUGCUUACCAUUUUCUGUGUAGGAAAGCAUCUUCUUUUUCAUUAUUGAUCCUCUAUGGUCUAAAAGUGUUGAACACUUGCUAAACAGUCACCGGAAAAAGACUACUAUUUAUUGACUGAUGGGUGAUGCUUCUGUAUGUUCAUGUAUUUUAACAUUGUGGUUUAUUAGCCUUUAAAUUGCCUUUAAAAAUCUCUAUUCUCCAUCAGGCAAGUUUUGGCAAACAGGAUCCCACAGAAACAGGCUCAAAGCUGUUUACACUGAAACGCUCCCAUGAUCAGAUGACCACAAUGAAUAACGAAAGCAGGAUUGAAACAGCUGGUCAUUCCGUAGGUAAGGUCACAGGCGACUAGCGCAAGUUUAGUAAAUUUAAUUAAUUCAAAUUCCGUUUAUCUUAAACUUUCAUGCAAUGUACGCAGAUAAGCAGUCGACGUGAGGAUAAAAGUGCUAAGUUUGAAAUAAACUUUCAAAACGGCGCCGGGGAUUACUGUACAAAAGUUCACGACGUAAAAAUGAAGUUACGUUACGUUCGAGAAAAGGCUAUUUAAGGAUCUUUCUCUCUGUCACUUCUUAAAAGGUGUAAGUCCUCCGAGACCUUAAAGACUAAAUUCCUGCACAUUGCUUAGAAAAAAAAGGAUGUUAUUGAAUUUAUUUAGUGUUCAGUAGAUGGCUGAUGAAUUAACAUGAUAUUCUGCUUUACUUUUGUCCAAACCACAGGUAUAACAAUGGCCCAAGAAAACCUUGUUGACAAGUCAGGGAUACCUCAAAACAUCAUUUCGACCCUGUCUGGUAUUAGGUCAAAAUCGUGGGACCCUGCACUGCAAACUGCAGGUCAAAACGAUGGUAGCGAAAAGAUUGCUCGCAAGUCUUCUUGUCCACCAAAACGGAAUUCUUUUAUGAAUGCAGCGGGGAACUGAGCCAAACAAUUUAUCAACAAGGCUAUCAAAGGACGUGACGAAGAUGUAGGAACAUCAGGAUCAGACUAUGAG
Porites evermanni is the source of this 4057-nucleotide messenger RNA. Lineage: Eukaryota; Metazoa; Cnidaria; Anthozoa; Scleractinia; Poritidae. The record is from the annotation of a GenBank genome assembly.